Messenger RNA from Symbiodinium natans, 1299 nucleotides. The record is from the annotation of a GenBank genome assembly. Lineage: Eukaryota; Dinophyceae; Suessiales; Symbiodiniaceae.
AUGACGGAUGGCACAGGGGCCGCAGAGAGCCUCAUGGAGGCCAGGCGCGUUUACAGCGAGCAGGCCACCUUGGUACAGGGCCCAGCGUACGCCGCCUCACAGCAGUUGUUCUUCGAGCAGCGCAGGGUUGCCAAGCGCGGCCCCCCGACACCGGCCUUUUCCUCCACGGGGCUGGCCACCCCAACCGGAGACACCUUUGGCCCAACGGCUCCAACCGCCUCAGGGAGUACUCCGCCGGCAACGCAAGACACUGGUCUUUUCCAGCCCAUGCACUGCCAGCAGGAGACGGCCUUUGUAGCCACAGCCCACUCCGCCGGUGUCAACGCAAACAACCCGACAGAUAUGGCCCUAUGGAUGAAGGAAACGAUUUCCACCAGGGCGCAAGUCCUGGACACCAUCCGGCAUUACCACACCGCCGUGAUCCGUCCUGAACUCUACAAUUUGAUCAACCAAGUUGAGGCAGCAUUGGUCUCGCUGGACGAUAGACUACUACGCCAAUCCAAGGAGUUAGCCUGGAUGGCUUCAGAGAACAGAGCCCUCCAAAAGCAAAGUGCUGCACUCAUGGUCAUUUUGACCGGCUGGGAUACGAGCAUGUCGCCCUCCGAACGGCUCUUCAUGGUCAAUUGGAUGCUCGAGCUCUGCAGACCCGUCUACUCCGCCGGCAGGGGCACAGAAGUGGAGCUCGGAUGCGCGCACUCCAGUACCCCGCCACCAUAUCAGGGCUACACCUUCGAGGAGACCGAGCCCCGCCAGGUGGUGAUCUUGUGGAAGACGCUCACGGUGAUGUCGCCCCAAAUGGCGCGCGGCUUUGAUGAGCAAGCCACCGCCUGCGCUCGCCUCCACUACUACGCCGAGGGGGAGCAGUUCAAGGGCAUCCUCGAGAUCACAAAGGUCAUCUCCGACUGGCUUGCAACCACUCCGCCCGAUGAGUUGAUGACAGAGGAGGCCACGAUUUGGUCCUACAGCUGGAACAAGAUCGUCUUCGGGGUCCAGCAGGAGAUGGAUGCAGCAGAGCGCGACCAUUUCGCCAACACCAAGGCUGCAGCAAAGGGCACGGGCAAGGGGAUGCUUGCUGGAAAGGGGUCCCGUCACUGGACGGCCCCGAUGAUCUACUCCGCCAGCUCGAUGCCUUACCCGAUCGACCUCGAGAUCAGACUGGUGUCCCAAGUGGCCUACGUUUGGGAUGAGUAUUGUGAUAAGUUUGGCGAAAACAGCCGCAAAUGCGGCGACUACCGCCAGGCUACUUUUUCCGGAGCCCCGGUUGCGGCUACUCCGCUUCUCACGGCCCCCACGGCCUGA